Molecule: messenger RNA, 1537 nt
Organism: Linepithema humile (Argentine ant)
Lineage: Eukaryota; Metazoa; Arthropoda; Insecta; Hymenoptera; Formicidae
Product: nucleolus and neural progenitor protein
Biological process (GO): positive regulation of Notch signaling pathway
Cellular component (GO): nucleus
Source: RefSeq, a predicted model, not a curated record
UACGUCAAAGCCUAAAGUUAGCGAUCUAGUACUAGUAUAGACAUCUGUGCGAUCUAGUACUAGUAUAGACAUCUGUGGCAAUGGUAGAUUCAUACUGCAUACGUUUCUUAUGCUAGAUCACAUGUAAACUAAUAAAUUAUUAGAAAUGCACCAUGUAGUACAGAUGUGAAAAUAAUCGGCGCGAAAAAAGGUUAUGUUCUUGUUUAGAUAUUUUAUAUACAAAAGUUAUUGACAAGAUACUAUUUAGAGUGCAGUUUUCUAUUUACUCAAUGAAAAAAAUAUAUAUAAUUGCAAGAUUUUAUUAAAAAUGGACGCUCUUUGGAAUGUUUUUAAUUUGGAACAACCGCCGUGCACAACUUGGCAUGUAAAACCAUUAGAUGCAAAAACAAUGGCUAUAAAUGUAGAUCUACUUAAUACUGUAGUUGCCACAGCAAUCAAAGACCUAAAAUCAUUGGAUGUUCUACACACAGAAGCUGCAGUUUUGAGCCGCUUAAUUUAUCGUAUGAAAAGCAAGUUUCGAAAUGAUAAAGGUUUGAAAAAGAUGGCUCAAUUGAAUAAAGCAUUGCUCAACUAUUAUAAUAUGGAUCUGCUAAAAGAAUAUGAAACUCUGAAAUCUAUUAUUCAAACAAAAGGCGAGAUAUAUAUUUUACCAAGUAAACAGAUGCUGGAAUAUGUGCUUGUGAGAAUGCAAGGCUUUGCAAAGCUUAUGAUCAGAGUUGAUAAGAUUGCAAAAGAUGCUGCACAUUUCUUGAAAGCAAGGAUUCAAUUAGGCCAUGCAUGGACUAUUUCUUUGAUGGCUUAUGCCACUGUCAGUAGGAUUUGGAUUUAUUCAAAGUUAAUGUUGCAAAAAUGUUGUAAAUGGUAUGAAGGACUAUAUCGUUGUUCAGAAAACUUUCAACUUAUUGGUCUACCUUGGAUUCCAAAGGAUCAAAGCUUACCAUGUGAUUUGAAGUUAUGGCUGCCUGAUUUUGAUUGGUUAGAUAAUGAAAUGAGUUUUUCUCACGAUGGUCUCUGGCAACAGAAAAAUAUGUUUAAAUUACUCAAGUUACAAUCUGACAAUACUGAGGAAAUAAAUUUAAUGACACCUGAUAACUUCACGACUGACAUCUCAAGACUGUCACAAGAAAAUACUUCGACUCAUGAUGUGCCAAAAAAUGAAUCUACAUCACGCACUGAUAAAGAUGACACUGGAGAAAUAAUAGAUCGAGAAACUUUCAAAAGAAGUCUGCCCAAGGCAUCACAUGUUGCAGAAAAUUCCUUAGCAAGGAAGCAUAAAGAAACAAUGGAAGAGCCAAAAAAUAAAAAAAGGAAACGAGAAACAAAAUCAAGAAUCAAAUUCAAGUCAAACAGAUCGAAACAAUAGAGUUAAAUGCAUCCAUAAGCGAAUUUAUCUUAUUGGGGGAGAGGGCUGAGGGGGGUGAGCUGAGGGAAAAACAAACAGCAUUAUGCAAUUCUAAUGGAAUGAUGCUAAGAUAAUAACAUUGAGCAGUAACUAGCUUUCUGUCGAAGGAUCUUCCGUAUUUGUGUAAGGUAUAUA